Molecule: messenger RNA, 3631 nt
Organism: Centruroides sculpturatus (bark scorpion)
Lineage: Eukaryota; Metazoa; Arthropoda; Arachnida; Scorpiones; Buthidae
Product: RNA binding protein fox-1 homolog 1-like
Exons: 11
Coding region: 196-1359 (387 amino acids)
Biological process (GO): regulation of alternative mRNA splicing, via spliceosome; nervous system development
Cellular component (GO): nucleus; cytoplasm
Molecular function (GO): mRNA binding
Source: RefSeq, a predicted model, not a curated record
AUAGAACGAAUAUGAAUAUUCAAUAGUGAAUAAAAGCGUGGUUUAAUAAAUUAAAAAAAAAUAAGUUUAAAACAUUUGAAAAUAUACGUGUAAUGGUUUAGAAUAGAAAUCAAUUGUUCAGUAUAUUUGAAUGAAGUUAGAGAGAAGCUGUAACGCGCUCGACAGUAGAGACACACUUUGACCAUCUGAACAAAGAUGGCGGCAAAUGCUGUGAACGGUACGUUAGAACAAAGCUGUAACUCGAGUCCAACCAAAGAAAACAAAACAUCAUCAUCAACGAAUACAGAAGAAAUCGAACAGCAGACUUACGUAAAUGGCACAGCAGUCACAUCUACGGACACGACCGACCUGUCUGAAGAGACAAAGCACAUGGUUCAAACACAGAUGACAUCAUCAUAUUCUCCUUUCUCACAAAAUGGUGAUCAGUCACAAACAACAAAUCAACAAAGGAUAGAGCAAAAAGAAUGUAUAGCAUUUUCUUCACCUGUAGUUACAAACAAUGGUGUAGAGCAACAAACUCAAACAGAUUUAGAACCAGAAGUAACAUCAGGCACACAAGGACAAGCGUCUACUCAAACAAGCACAGAAUCUUCAAAAAAUAAUCAACCAAAGAGAUUGCAUGUUAGCAAUAUUCCUUUUCGUUUCAGAGAUCCUGAUUUACGUCAACUUUUUGGGCAAUAUGGUCCAAUUUUGGAUGUAGAAAUAAUUUUCAAUGAGAGGGGGUCAAAGGGAUUCGGUUUUGUAACUUUCGCAAAUAGCGUGGAUGCUGAUCGCGCACGAGAGCAAUUGAACGGCACGGUGGUUGAGGGACGCAAAAUAGAGGUGAACAAUGCAACAGCCAGAGUACAAACAAAAAAGACUCCAACAAUACCAAAUGCUGCAGCUUUGAAGUUACCCACUAGAAGUGAUGUUCAUGUGCAAUGCAUGUCUCCCCUUGCUUUGCCAGUGGCUGCCUUACGUGGUGUAGCCAUACAAAGGGGUCGUGCACGGGGAGCACUUGCCACAGCAUUUGCUAGACAUGCUUCACCAUUAUCAGCAGCAGCUGCUGCAACUGCCCUUCAUGGUUAUACUCCUGUAUAUCAAGAUCCUUUUUUAGCAUAUGCAGGUGCAGAAAGAUAUCAAUUACCAGCUACAUAUGCAGCAAGUGCAGCAUAUACUGCAGCAGCUGCAAGAAGUUAUGCAGCGGCAGCUGCAGCAGCUCAACCAGUAUCAUAUGCAGCAGUAGCAGGGUCUCCAUCGUUAUAUUACAGUUAUGGACGUGAAUAUACAGAUCCAUACCUGGGUCACAGUAUAGGUCCAGUAGCAGGAUAUGGGGCUGCAGUGUACAGAAGUGGAUAUAACAGAUUUACACCUUAUUAGAAUGAUCAUAAAUUUUUAUGAACGAAAAUUCAGUGAUACUUGCUACAAGUCAUUACAGAAUGACAAAAAACUGCACAGUAUCCCAUAUUGCCUUUUAAACCAUACUAACUUGAUCUUUAGAUUGGAAUUUACAUUUUAAUAUUGUUUGAUAUCAAUAGUAGAAUAUAGAAUAGGCAAUUUCAUUCGUACAUGAAAGAAGAAAGAUAAAAGCUAUUUUUUUAGGUUCUGACAUUUUUAAUGACAGGUAAAUAAUUCAUUUUGUAAAUUUUAUAAUGAAUUAAAAAAGCAAGAGAUGAAAGAAUCUAAGUUUCAAGUUUGUAUGGGAAAAUAUUUGCACACUACUUUCACUAUUUAUUCUUGCUCCGUUUUAAGAGAUUGCACAAUUUCUUACUUAUUUGUAGUAGUAGUGUGGGUAAUAUGUUAAAUAUUUUCCCACCUGAUCAUACACAAAUUAUUUAAAAGACAAUGAAUUCAAAUGAUUUUGAUAUAGCUUUUUUCAACGUAAAAUUAUGCUCGGUUAAAACUGAAUUAGUGUUUAAUAUUUGAACAAUUGACUUAUUAUUAUAAUGUAAAGUAUUAUUGUCCCUAGUCUUUUGGACAUUACUAAAUGUUGUGGCUUUGUAAAUCUUGCCAUCUUUUAUGUAACUUAUCAUUUUUUCCCAAAAUGGGAAUACUGUUGUUAUUGAAAACUGACCAUUGUUAAAAUGUUCAUAUCUUAAGAACUAUUGCAGGAAAAUGGCUUUUGCUCUAGUUGUUGAUGGGCAAAUAGAAACAUCAGCUUGUUCAGCUGUUCUUGAGCAAAAAUCAUUUUUUCUUGUAAAUUACCAUUUGUUGAAUUUUUUUUUCGUUACAGAGCUUUAAUUCAUAUCAUACGAUCAUUCGAGAAUCUCAUUUCAUUCUGUCAAAAACAUUGUUUUGAAACAUGAAUAUCGCGAUAGGAGUUUUGGCUGAUUUAUUCUUGUACAAUGUGUAGCUCAAUGUUUGUUUAUAAAUGGCAGCUGUUGUCACGCAGCUUUUUAAGAUCAUCUGUUUCCAAAAACAUGUAUUUGUAAUGUAAUGUAAUUGAAUAUUAAAUUACCAAUAUGGGAAAGAUUAUUGUAGAAUAUCUUUCCAAGUGGCACAUUUUAACGCAGACUAUUAUAUAAAAAAAAUUAUUUUAUAUUUUUUGUAGGUAAGUUUUCUUAUUUAGAAAACUUGGCUAAUAGGACUAUUUGUAAAUUUUAUUGAUGAUUAAACUCAUUUGGUAACUAUAUAGCAGAGCACCGAUUAUCCACAGUAAUUGGGGCGGGACAAUUUCGGACAACAGAUCACAUUUGGUAGGAAAAGAAUAAAAAAUAAAAAAACUUAAAUAAACUAUUAAUUCUAGGAUGAUAAAAAAAUGUUAAACCAUAGAAAAGUACUGCUUAGAAGACUGUGACUUAUUAAUCCUGUUUUUCUAUUUGCUCUACAAUAAAUAAAACCUAAAACUUGUGUUGAUAGAGAGAUCCAGAAGAUCGUUAUUGUGUAAAAACUUUGUAAUGUUUGGAAUUAAAUACUUUCAAAAAUUGAUUUCGGAUAAUCGACACUCUGCUGUAAUUGUAAUUUUAUUUAUAGUUAUCAUCACUGAAAUGAGCAAAAGUAUCUUUUCAUUAAUUGAAAACGUUUUAAAUUGAACUAGAAAUUUUUAUUUAUAAGUGAAAAAAUUAUAUAUAUAUGUAUUUAAAGAAAUUUAUUUUCAUUCACCACAUGGUAUUAUUUGCAUGCCAGUAAAAUAAAAGUGCAUGUCCUGAAGAAACAGUAUUAUUGCAGAGAGAAGUGAUUGAUUAUUGUGCACUUUAUGAUAUAAAAAUAAUCUGUAAUCUAAAUUCAUUUGUGGAUACAAAACAAAAACUAGAGCCAAUAUCCAGGAAUUUACUGGAUCAAGAUAUAUAUAUACUCAUCUAUACAAUAUAUGCCCUCCAUAAUUAUUUUCAGGUAUUUUUUUUUAUUCUGUUUGAAUUGUGGAUUCAGUAAUUGUGUUUAGAUUUUUUAUAGCAUUGUUAAUGUGUCAAAAUGGCCUUGUUGCUGUUUUAUGGAACCUUCCAUCAUUGUUUGUGCUAUGUUCUGUAAAGUGGUGGUAUAAGUUAAUGUGUCACAAAAUUUUUAUUUAUUCAUGCUAUUAAAGCAACAAAGGUUAUUGUACCGUCUGUUAAAUAUUUGAAUCUCGUUAUUUACAUUCUGUAAACACUAUGAUGGAGUAUAAUGUAUCAAUUGUCAAUAAUCUGUCAAAAUAAAAAUUCUCAUUAUGUGAUUA